GACACGAAUGUUGACAGCAGGUAAAACUUUAGCCCCCGGACGUACGAGAUUCGCGGACACGUGAUGACGGUGUUUCGUCGCGUCUCGCUUAUGCCCAAGCCCAAGGUAUCCGAGGUGCUAACAGCCUAUCUGAAGCAGUGCAACGAACCACCCUGGACCUCCUACUUCAUCAAGCAGCAUCGCGACGUGGUAAACGAUCAGUUCGGCCGGUCCCACUUCAACUGGACGCUAGACACGGGCACCAACUAUCACAUUCUGCGGACCGGGUGCUACCCAUACAUGAAGUAUCACUGUACUCGCCGGCCGCCGCAGGACCUGUGGCUUGAGGAUCGAUUCUUUCGAUGCAUCAAGGUAGCAAAUCUGGGGCUGCCACAACUGUUUUACGGACUGGCCGCCGUCUUCCUGAUCCGCCACACCGAGUACGUCGAGAUGGGGAACCAGGGCCGGGUGCCAAUCUACUUUCUGUACGCCGAGGACAAGGGAUCACAGUACUGAGUGGUGGAUCCAAGUAUACCGCAUAACAGAACGUACGAAACCAAGGAGCAAUGUGGGAGGU
This is a messenger RNA of Anopheles darlingi, 556 nucleotides long. RefSeq lists its product as uncharacterized. NCBI's taxonomy places the organism in Eukaryota, Metazoa, Arthropoda, Insecta, Diptera, Culicidae. The coding region runs from base 64 to 495 and encodes 143 amino acids. The record is from RefSeq and is a predicted model, not a curated record. The transcript is spliced from 3 exons.